This is a messenger RNA of Lineus longissimus, 5188 nucleotides long. Its product is annotated as pancreas transcription factor 1 subunit alpha-like. Lineage: Eukaryota; Metazoa; Nemertea; Pilidiophora; Heteronemertea; Lineidae. Gene Ontology annotation, biological process: regulation of transcription by RNA polymerase II; developmental process. The record is from RefSeq and is a predicted model, not a curated record. Bases 169 to 870 code for a protein of 233 amino acids. The transcript has a single exon. Gene Ontology annotation, molecular function: RNA polymerase II transcription regulatory region sequence-specific DNA binding; DNA-binding transcription factor activity, RNA polymerase II-specific; protein dimerization activity.
UGCAAAUUUCUCUCAUCGAUUUCUGACGUUAUUAAUUCUGGCGGGCAUAGAUUUGUGCGCUGAUACAUAAGUGAUUCGGUUGGUUAUUUGUUAGCGGCCAAGAUAAGUUAUCUGGCUUCAUCUGUGCGCGCAACAGCUGAGAGGAGUCCUGAUAGGAGAGGAGUCACCAUGGCUUAUUGCGGCCCCGAGAGUUACGGCAGUGGACACCACCAGGAGAGCAUCCAUCCUGCAGUGCCCGCAGGCUACGAGCACCAACACUACCCGUACGAACUGUCGAGUUACCCUGAGAUCCCUACGACGUGUGACACCAUGCCAGUGUUCGACACGUCCAUGAUCAGUCCGAGCGGAACAGAGAAUGUCGCGCCGGGGAUGACAUACGGCGGAUUAUACCGGCCCGAAAUGGGCGCGAACUCGUGGAUAGGAUACGGGGCGCCGGGAGGACCACCCUUCCUAUCGCUAGCCCAUCAAAACACUUUACUACAGUCCAACAGGGGUCGGGGACAGCAGGUUGGACCAAACGGAAAACCGAAACGAAGACGUGUUGCAACCAUCGCACAGCGACGGGCGGCCAACAUCAGAGAGAGGCGGCGUAUGUUCAACCUGAACGAAUCGUUUGACAGUCUUAGGAAGAAAGUGCCAACAUUCGCCUACGAGAAACGUCUCUCCAGGAUCGAAACUCUCAGGUUAGCUAUCACUUAUAUCUCUUUUCUUGCCGACGUCGUGGACGGGAAAGACCCCGAUGAUGUUAAGCUACUGUCACCGAAAGGUCCGGGCUGGGCGGCGUUCAAGCGGAUGGCUGCGCAGGCCGGUGGUGACUCGCCGGAAGAGGACAUCGACAUGUCGGAUCUGGACCGGAGUGGAUCCGUCUAAAUCACAUUGUGCUUAAUAUAAACAACAGUGCGAUAAUCUUCAAGUUAUGGUGAACAUUUCAUAGCCACGACGGCACGAACUGAGCGAAUUCAUUUUCGAGGAGAAUGAAUAGGUUCCGAAUUCGCGAAAGACUUGAUUCGACAUUGCAACUGCUCGUCUUCCAAUCGACUUGUGUAGAGCUGGCAUAAUAUUAUACGGUACAAAUGGUGCUUUAAACAUUGUUUCCAUGAUUAUAAAGUUGGCGAAUUGUCGGCAGAAUUCGUACGCAGAGAUAAACAUUUGUGGGAAAUGUUGCCAGGAAAGUUAGAUGUAUCUCGCGACGGCCAGAAACUAAACUCUCAUACAGCUGGAAUACCAAAGAACUCUUAAUAGCCAUUUUACGUCUUCCAAAAUGCUUCCAAAGUGUUUAUUUAUCUUUUAUUUAUUAACUAUUACAUGAAUGGAACUUGUGUCUGACGAUUCUCGCACUCAUAAACUCUGAAUUGAUAUUAAUUUUCGAGAGAAAAUUCGUCAGUUAUCGUUUAUUUUCGAUUUGAAUUAUUCGGCUAUACAUGAACAUUAGCAUUUAUCGGUUUUACUAUUCUUCAUCUAACAUUUCAAACAGAAAUCUCAGUGCAUUUAGUCGUGUUUAGAACACUUUCCGACCAGACCGCAUUUAUCUCAUCUCACUUCUCGACUUCCCUGGACGCUGGUUCAUAGGCUCCGCGGUGAAAUUGUACUUAAUUUUAACUUAUCUAAUUUAUUCGACAAUGUUUUGCAUAGUGUGAGCUUGAAGCGUCCAUUGACGACAUGAACAGGCGCUUAAACAGGCGAAAAGAUUCUUCAUUUACGAGUUUAAGUAGGACUGGUGCAGUGGUGCAGUGUCUUUCUCUUUAUUGGACAUCUCUGACACCUUUCGUGGCCAGGCCAUCUGGAACACUCGAAUGGAUGGUUUCUCUAAUGGAUGGUUUCUCUAAAGAACAUUCGAUAACAGCAGUGACACAUGAGAAACAGUCUGUCUACCGUUCAUAGUCUCCAUCCUUCACACGGAUUCACCACAUCUGCGACUUGCGGCCGGCGUUGAACGAAUUAUGCAUGACUUGGUGUUUGAUUGGUAAGAAACUCGAACAUUUAAGUUUGCAUGGUAAAAUUUGGUAAAGAAACUCUUAAAAGUGGCGUUUUCUUAAUACAAUUUGGUAGAAAGAAACACUAGAAUUCGCGUUUUCUUGGUGAAAUUUUGUUAAGAAACCUUUUGAAUUUUGGCGUUUUCUUGGUAAAAUUUGAAAGUGGCGUCUGCCUGGUAAAAUCUGGUUAAAAAGUCACCCCUUGAAAUUGGCGAGUUGGUAAAAUUUGGUUAAGAGACUCGUUGAGGUUGGCGUUUUCUUUGUAAAAUUUGGCAGCAGCGGUGUUCUCUAUAAUGUCACAUGUUAUGAUCGUACUCUCUUUAAGGUUUUACCUUUGCUUUAACCAAUUUAAAAAAAUGCGGUUGGCUUUUUUUUGCCAGUUUAUUUUGUGAACAAACGCGAUACGUUUCUCUGGAGUUACCUUCUCCUGUAUCGAUGUGCAUCAAAAAAAUUAAAGUCAGAUUCGUUUGUUAAAAAUUUGACAUCUGAACUUUUUUCUGUUUCUGAUCAUGAGAUAUUCCAGUUAUAAAAACACGAACUUUAGGCCAAAGUCCAACGAUGCUGCUGUAAAGAAUACAAAUUCUAUGCAUGCCAAGUUUCAUCACAUUUACGUGCACUUCAGAUAUUGGGAUAUUCUUGCAUUUUUUGACAUUUAUUUCCCAUUAUCUUUGCCCCGUGGGUCUCAUAUUGCACAGACGUGAAGUUCAAGUGGGUAUUGUGUAACCGGCAUGAACCAGACAACAUUUCAUUAUACCUCCACACAGCACCAACAGUAUCGAACAGAAUUUGUAAAAAUCGCACGUGUUUCGCCCCGGAGGCGUUUGGCUUUCCUACGGAACAAUCCGUCUCGUGUCGGCCAUUGUUGGUCGGUUUUGUUGAUUAUUGGUUGGUUCUGAUCAUUGGCAAAGUCACCCUGUCACCUGCUUUGGCAGAUUUCAGGUAAAAGUCAAGCGCCGACCCAUGUUGCUGGUGUCUAUUCAUAUUGCUGUUAGAGGCAAGCGGGAUCAAGUCUGUUGUCAAUAUUGCCCCGUAAAGCCCCCCGCCCACUCUUUGAAAUAGUCAGUCCUGGUGUAUUUUUCACCAAUUUUUUUCUCGUAAUAUUUUCAUUCUGAUUUUGAUGAGAGUAUUUUUUCGACCUAUCAUCAAUUAUGACAACAUACAAUAUUACCUGCAUGUGAGCUUAACAUGCUAUUUACUGAAACGCCUCCUGGAUUUUUAUCUUUAUUUUGCCAAUUAUAAUACAUAGCAGUUACAGAAAGACUUUCACAACAGGUUUCUGUCCCGAGAAAUAACAUUGUGCGUCAAUUCAAAGUACAUAUACAUGAAUCACCAAAAUCCAACAAUGUAAGUUGACUUUAAUGUCAACACAGUAACGCUGACAGUAAACAGUGUCCCCCGUCAGACGACAGCAACGAGUGAUGCCAGAGCAUGCACCCCAGGGAAACUUGACACAAUGCGUCUUAAGUGUGAUCCCCACUCUGAGUGACAACAGUCAAAGACCCCCUCGGCCGCCCCCUGCUGGGCAUCAGUGCUAACUGGACCCUUGCUGUGCAUUGGGCUAGACCGAUUAUAAGCCAAUUGAAUUUAACGUGGAGUUCCCUGCUCAUUAUUGUAACUUGGUCAUUUUGUUGUCCAGUUCAAUCAGUGUAGCGGCCUAAUUUUCAAUGUCAGAUAUUGGCCAUAACCUUUCUUGACCUUCUCUUCUUACUUUUGCUUGAAACGAAAAACUGACACCUUUUUGUAAUGGUACUUGUGUAAGUGUAGGUGUUUCCGAUCGUGCAUUUUCCAUUGCUUUGUAUUGGGACAAACACUGAAAAAACGGACGGGUUAUUGCUUUAAAUACCUUUUUAUACGUUUUUCGGUCAGCUUGAAAUAUACGCACGGCAGAGGUUUUUCGGUGACGCGUAAAGCCUCUAAUGGUAUUGAGAUUGUGAAAAACGUCUAAGCGUUUUGUACUUUGCUGAAAAAAGCUUUUUUCUAACGGUGAAACUUGUGUGUGCUCGGCUUCAAUGUCAUGUUUAAUACUACUUAUUCUGUCAGUAAUCAUUGUCAGUGAUUAUCCCAUGGUUGAUUGAAGAGAACACUGGGAUAUGGGGAACACCGUGGAGAACAUUACACUGCACCAAACGGGGUUGGUUUCUGAAGCUGGCGUGUUUAGAAUAACGUCUUUUCAUUACGGCAGUCAUCGUCACAAAGUUAUGGCAAAUUUAUGCAACAAAUCAACCGAAAAUAAUACGAAAAUAAUUGUAACAUGAUAAAGCUGUCAGCAUCAGCGAGCCGCCGAUACGAAUCGGAAUAAUCAAGGCGUUUGUUUAAUCGUCUGGAAGAGGCUGUGUUCAUCCGGGUCAUUACCACAUAGGUCACGUGACAAGAUGGCAGCCGUAAGAGAAACAUGACAUACGACAUUGGUAAUUAUGUUUAAAUUUGGUCGGGAGCGACACUUUAUUAACUUUCCGGGUUAGUGGCUACGAGCGUUAUGGUUGUGGCCAUCUUUGAAGCCUCCUUCUCAUUUCCAUAACGUGUCAGUGAUGGCUGCCAUCUGUGGGAAGUAGUCAAGGGGAACAAAAUAGGUUAAUCAGUAGUAGAGGCUGUUUCAAAACCAAGGCUAUUUCUAUAUGUUAACAUAAUAAUCAUCCGCUCAUGUUUUCAGUGAGGAGAUGUCCAAGCGCCUUUCAACACAAUUUGGUACAAGGUGUUUUUCCAGCGCUUUCAUUAAGUUUCGAACACUUAAUUGUGAACUUUUCCUGGUAAAAGGUACAUGUUCUUUGUAUAGUUUGUAUAUCUUGAGAAACACAAAUGAAAAUGAUGUAAAACAGGGGAAAUCAGCAGGACCAUUUGUGGCGCAUGCGCACUUAUUAUUUGAGGUUAAAGUUCAUGAAAUAGCAUCGCAAUGAGAGGUUAUUUAUUUGCAAUUACUUAGUUUAUCGACAAAUGAAAAUAGGCAUAAUAUAUAAAGUUAUAAUUUUUUUUAGGAAACGGUGAUUUUCACAUUUGUUUAGACUUGCAUUCUGUCUUCGAAUGUGUAACGUUCAUUUCACACCGACUAGACGUGAAGUGCGUGUACAUGGCCACUAUUCAUUAUACACGUGUUUCUGUUCUAGUUGGUGUGAAAGGUGUCUGCUAGCUAUGACGCGUAUUUAUACAGAGGUUGCAUUUAUUGCUAAAUCACUAUUUAUAAGUCAUGAUUUUUGAAAAUAAAACAAUGAUAAGUUGAA